Messenger RNA from Aspergillus wentii DTO 134E9, 2214 nucleotides. Its product is annotated as Zn(II)2Cys6 transcription factor. Gene Ontology annotation, cellular component: nucleus. Gene Ontology annotation, molecular function: RNA polymerase II cis-regulatory region sequence-specific DNA binding; DNA-binding transcription factor activity, RNA polymerase II-specific; zinc ion binding. Gene Ontology annotation, biological process: DNA-templated transcription; positive regulation of transcription from RNA polymerase II promoter by galactose. The record is from RefSeq and is a predicted model, not a curated record. The coding region runs from base 1 to 2214 and encodes 737 amino acids. NCBI's taxonomy places the organism in Eukaryota, Fungi, Ascomycota, Eurotiomycetes, Eurotiales, Aspergillaceae. The transcript is spliced from 5 exons.
AUGUCUGAUUCUCGGGAUAAUCUCCGCUCCUCGGCGGACACCAAUCGUCCGACGGCAGAACAAGCAUGCAGGGAAUGUCGGAGGAGGAAGUCAAAGUGCAAUCGCAUCAUACCGGCUUGUCUGCUUUGCCUCAAGUAUGAUCGCAGAUGUAUCUACGAAAAACAUUCCAAGACACCGCUCACGCGGAGAUAUUUGACGGAGGUGGAGGAGGAGCUUGCACGGACAAAGGCGCAGCUAGAGCAGGUUUUGUCUGGCGCGCGAGGAUUGAGGAAUGAAGAAUCGGUGUCGUUGAAUCAGGAUUUGCAGGGGAUGCCGUCAGGACCUCGGACUGUUUUAUCUGGGUCGAGGGUAAGUCAUGAGAGCCCGGCAGGACAUGUUGGGACUUCAGAUGUUGGGCUGGCUUCUGGUCAGUCACCUGGGGUGCAGCCAACACAUGGACAGACGAUGCCCAUGACGUUUAGCCCGGCCAAUGCUUCGAGACAGGAUGUUCAAAGUACUCUUCCACGGGCCUCGCCCAGGCCAUCCUACGAUACACCGCAAAACCGACAAUCAGAGCCAGACAUGCAGUCGAUCAAUGCCUCGGGUCUCUCCAUGGAAACACCUCCAGCCUCUGGUGGCUUCGAAUGGGAUGAGCGAACAGGCAAGGCCAGCGGGGAUAAAUUCGUGGAUGGAAUGGCUAGCUUGACUAGUCGGUCUAACGAAGGAGGAUAUCUCGGCGUUGCGUCUGGUGCUGCGUUACUUCGAAUGACACAUGCAAGAUCUACUGAUGGAGUCGACACGUACGGCCCAGAGCAAGAUGAGAGGACGGAUUCCGGACAUAGUAUGUCGUUCGCAUUGACGACGCUAUCACAACUCGAACCCUUUAUCGAUGCAUAUUUCCGUCUCUACCACUGCUCUUAUCCUCUCAUCCAUGAGGCGACAUUCCGAGCCCAGUUCAUGGAGGUAAUCCCCAGACCCUCAAACAAUGCAUGGCAAGUCCUACUCUUCGUAGUCGCAGCGUUAGGCGCAUUCACAACAGCCACACACCCCACAGACGUGGAUCUAGGCCUUUUCCAAGCUGCUAAAUCCAGACUCUCCAUCGACGUCCUCGAAACCGGCAACAUCCUCCUAGUGCAAGCCCUAAGUCUCAUCUCAAACUACCUCCAGAAAAGAAAUAAGCCGAACUCGGGAUACAAUUAUAUGGGGCUGGCGAGACGGAUUGCGAUGGGGACUGGGCUUCAUAAAGAGUUUCCCACGUGGGAGAGCGGUUUGUUGAAUGUUGAGAUGAGGAGACGUGUGUUUUACUGCCUUUAUAUUUUUGAUAUUGGGGGGAUUAUCACGUUCUCCCGGCCGCUGGAUUUUCCGAACGAUGGUGUUGAUGUGGAGUUGCCUAUGAAUGUGCAUGAUAGUGACAUCACAGCAGGGACAAAACGAAAACCACCCCCAGCAGCCGAGACAACAGUUUACACCCACCUACUAGCACAAGCCAGCUUCCACAAAGCCACCAGCCAGAUAUACUCCCGAAUCAUCUCCUCCCCAUUCCCAUCCGCUGCAGAGCUAAUCGGGCUAGACGACCACCUAAUCGGGAACUGGCUGACCGAACUACCAUCCUUCUUCAAAGAGAACAUUCCACAAACACCCAAAUUCACACUCUGCCACGCGAUAAUGCGCUGGAGAUACCGCAAUUUCCGAAUCCUAAUGUACCGCCCCUUCUUAGUAGGCCGACUCAUGGUCCGCCAGGAAUUGGUCACAGAGGAUCCCCACGUCGAAGUAGCCGUGCAGCGGUGUCUAGACGCAGCACGGGAAUCCGUGGAGUUGAUAUCUGCAUUCUGGACACAAAAAGGUCAGAGUAUGAUGGCCUGCUGGUACGGGCUCUACUUUCUCUUCCAGGCUAUUCUUAUACCGGUUAUCUGUCUACGAAACGAUCCACGAUGCGUACUUGCUGUUCAAUGGCGUGAGCAGAUAUACCAAGCUAUGCAGGUGCUCGAGUCGAUGGCGCCGCUGAAUCCAACGGCUCUGCGAUGUCUCGGUGUUAUUCGAUCACUAUGCGGAACGUAUCUCGAUCCAAAUGCUGGAUUGGGAUAUCCGACGGAAGAGUCGCCGCAGACGCAACUGGCGAAUUUGUAUCCGUUGAUGUGGCCGACGCUAGAGAUGGCGCAGUUGGAUGGUGUUGAUUCGAUUUUACAAGAAUCAACAAUAUUAGACUUUAUGAACCAGUUACCAGGUUUCGAAUAG